Molecule: messenger RNA, 569 nt
Organism: Strongylus vulgaris
Lineage: Eukaryota; Metazoa; Nematoda; Chromadorea; Rhabditida; Strongylidae
Source: the annotation of a GenBank genome assembly
AUGGUAUCGAUCAGAAGAGAUUCUACACCAAUCUCUCCGUCAACACCCGUGUCAGAUCCCUUUAUUCCUACUGGAGAGAUACCACUACGGAUUCUGCCUGUUAAAGUACGCGUCGCAAUCCAGACCAUGAAGGCAGCCACGGCUCUGGUACCAGACCACGCUUCGGCCGAUCUUUCACGAGCUGAAGGAAAUCGCCUACACGAGAGACUUGCGGAACAUCUAACUGGAUCCAUCCAAUUGACGACACUGGCUGACUGCUACAAGAAGUGUUCUACAACGGUACUGCUUCUUCAUCGUCCCCUUAACACACCAAUUUUGAAGGGGAUUCGACGAGGUGACACCGUGUCGCCAAAGCUGUUUACUGCCUCCUUGCUGUGGGUGAUGAGAUCACUGGAUUGGAACGAAAGUAUACGAGUUGAUGGGAGAUUCCUCGCGAACCUUCGUUUUGCAGAUGACAUUGCUCUCUUCUCGAGGAAUAUCACUGGAGAGGAGAUGAUGUUGGAAGAUCUAAACGAAGUAGGGAAGCGGAUAGUACUGCAAAUUAAUCGGAAAAACUCAUUUCAUUGAGA